Messenger RNA from Aspergillus sclerotioniger CBS 115572, 909 nucleotides. RefSeq names its product class I SAM-dependent methyltransferase. The coding region runs from base 1 to 909 and encodes 302 amino acids. The transcript has 5 exons. The record is from RefSeq and is a predicted model, not a curated record. Lineage: Eukaryota; Fungi; Ascomycota; Eurotiomycetes; Eurotiales; Aspergillaceae.
AUGCUGAUCUUGGUUCUUAAUGCUCCUCUACUCGCCGGUGACUGCCCAGUUCUCCCCACCAUCAUCCUGCCAGCCAUGACGGCCACCCCCGCCACCUAUCUGCUCCUACGGGAUCGAGUUGAGGCCAUUCGGCUCGAGUCGCAACAUCUCUUAUGGCAACUCCAUACCGGAUAUCUCCUACACCCAGACAUUCCUCUCCAGGAUGGCAUGGCAAUUGCAGAUAUCGGGGCCGGGACUGGACUCUGGGCCACAGAAGUAGCCUCUCAGCUUCCUCCUAAUGCUCGGGUCUCCGCCUUUGACAUUGCCGACACGCACUUUCCACCCAAGGAAUAUUGGCCAGCCAACGUGAGCUUUGAUCAGCUCGACUCCAUGAGUGACGUCCCAUCGUCUUUGAUCGGUCAAUUCGACGUGGUUCAUCUGCGCAUGUGGGCGUUCAUUAUCCGGGACAAUGACCCAAGUCCACUCAUCCGCCAUGCCGCCAAACUACUAAAACCCGGCGGUUAUCUCCAAUGGGAGGAUGCCCGUUUCGGCAGUACGGUAGUACACGGAAAGGCCGCGCAGCAAAUGCGGACCUUCAUGAGCAGCAUGACUGCUAUCUCGAAGCAUAAUUUUCAAUGGCUCGACAAUCUCGACCAACACGUCUCCCGCGCUGAAGCAUCCCUCAACAUCAUAGAUUGCCAAUACAAAGAAUGGGCGCCCAGACUAAUCCCCCACUGCAUGGAUACCUUCCUUGUAGCGCUUGAAAACAGCGGAGCCGUAUUGGACCGCAUGAAGCAGAUUGCCCCGUCGGUUCCUAGUCAGGAGGAAUGGAUCAAUGCGUUAGCGACGUUGCAUGGAGAGAUUCGGGGCCCGGAGGGGGGGAAGUUGUAUUGGUUACCGGUGACGUUGCUGGCCAGGAAGGUUGAGUGA